Messenger RNA from Suncus etruscus (white-toothed pygmy shrew), 2831 nucleotides. RefSeq names its product VGF nerve growth factor inducible (gene VGF). The record is from RefSeq and is a predicted model, not a curated record. The coding region runs from base 446 to 2383 and encodes 645 amino acids. Lineage: Eukaryota; Metazoa; Chordata; Mammalia; Eulipotyphla; Soricidae. Gene Ontology annotation, molecular function: neuropeptide hormone activity. Gene Ontology annotation, biological process: regulation of synaptic plasticity; carbohydrate homeostasis. The transcript has 3 exons.
CUUGAGCCCGAUUCAGGUCCCGGAGCUUUCCUUCUUCUCCCUCCUGCCCCCAUCCCUUCCCUUUUCUCUCUACUCCUCCCCACCUCUUUCCCCGCAGAGCUGAUGGUUUUUCUUCUGGGAAAGUCGAACCACUGAUGGAGCCGAGAAGUCACUGCUGGCUCUAGAGGGAAAGCACGCGGCAGCGGCGCGGGCGCUGUCCAGCGUGCUGAAGCCGGAGCCAGAGAAGCGCCCGGAACCGCGCCGACCCCGAGCGCUCGAGCCAGCCCAGCACCUCCCCACCACCAGGACGGAGCCAGAUCUCGACCGUACCCCAGCCACCGCUCGGAGCCGAGGCGGACGCGUUCCCGAUCGUCCCCUGUUCCCCACCCCGUUCCCGACCCUCCUCUUCCUCCUCCUCUCCACCUCCCGCAUCGGGACACCAGCUGUCUCCAGCAGUCUUUUGGCCAUGAAACUGUGGAGGGUGCCGGCGUCCGCCCUCUUCGGCUUCCUUCUACUGAUCCCGGGGCUUGGAGCAGCGCCCCCGGGGCGCCCCGAGGCGCAGCCACCUCCCCUAGGCUCUGAGCAUAAAGAGCCGGGAGUUGGAGACAUAGCGCCGGGGCCAAAAGCGGCCAGCGCCCCCGAGGUCCGAGCCGCUCGAAAUUCAGAGCCGCAGGAGGAGGGAGAGCUUUUCCAAGACGUGGAUCCCCGGGCGCUGGCCGCGGUGCUGCUGCAAGCGCUCGACCGGCCGGCCUCGCCCCCGGCACCCAGCGCUUCCCAGCUGGGUGGACCCGAAGACCCAGCGGCCGAAGCGCUCCUGACCGAGACCGUGCGCAGCCAGACCCACAGCUUCCCGGCGGCGCCCGAAGCCCCAGAACCCGCGGCCCCGCCUCGCUCUCCGACCCCGGAGAACGGUGCCGAGGAAGGCGACCCCUCGGAGGAGCUGGAGACGCUCGCCGCCCUGCUCCAGGAACUGCGAGAUUUCAGUCCGAGCAGCGCCAAGCGGCAGCAAGAGACCGCGGCCGCGGAGACCGAGACCCGCACGCACACGCUGACCCGAGUCAACCUGGAGAGCCCCGGGCCGGAGCGCGUGUGGCGCGCGUCCUGGGGCGAGUUCCAAGCGCGCGUCCCGGAGCGCGCGCCGCUGCCGCCCCCCGCGGCCCCGCAGUUCCCGGUGCGGGUGCCCGAGAACCGUCCCCUGGCCGAAGCCCACCAGUUCGGCGAGGGCGCGCCCUCCGCCAAGCUCCACCUGGGCGAGGCGCUGGCACCCCUGUCCAAAGCGUACCCGGGCCUAAGCGUCCCCUUCCCUAAGGCGCGCCGGCCAGAGGGUGCCCUCCUGGGCGGCUCCGAAGCCGGGGAGCGCCUUCUCCAGCAGGGGCUGGCGCAGGUGGAGGCCGGGCGGCGGCAGGCCGAGGUGACCCGGCAGGCCGCGGCGCAGGAGGAGCGGCUGGCCGACCUCGCCUCCGACCUGCUGCUCCAGUAUCUGCUGCAGGGCGGGGCCCGGCAGCGCAGCCUGGGGGGUCGCGGGCUGCAAGAGGAGGAGGAGGCGGAGGAGAAGGAGAAGGCGCGCGGGAGCGUGAGGGAGGAGGGCGAGGAGGAGCCGGAGGAGGAGCAGGAGGAGGAGGAGGAGGCGGAGCAGGAGAGGCGCGGCGGGGUGGGCCGGUUCCCGGGGGACGAGGACGCCGAGGCGGCGGCCGAGGCGGAGGCGGAGGCCGAAGAGGCGGAGAGGGCGCGGCAGAACUCGCUGCUGUUCGCCGAGGAGGAUGAGGACGAGGACGCCGAGGCCGGGGCCGAGGACAAGCGCUCGCAGGAGGAGACGCCGGGCCACCGGCGGAAGGUGGCCGGGGGCGCCGGGGAGGGCGGGGAGGAGGCGGACGACGACGAGGAGGAGAUGGACCCGCAGACCAUAGACAGCCUCAUCGAGCUGUCCACCAAGCUGCACCUGCCGGCUGACGACGUGGUGAGCAUCAUCGAGGAGGUGGAGGAGAAGCGCAAGAGGAAGAAGAACGCCCCACCCGAGCCCGGGCCACCCCCGCGAGCCGUCCCCGUCCCCACUCGCGCCCGUGCCCCGCAGUCCCCGCUCCCCGCUCCGGCCCCGGCCCCGGCUCGGGACGAGCUGCCCGACUGGAACGAGGUGCUCCCGCCCUGGGAUCGGGAGGAGGACGAGGUGUUCCCCCCGGGGCCCUACCACCCUUUCCCCAACUACAUUCGGCCGCGGACACUGCAGCCCCCGGCGGCCGCCCGCCGCCGCCACUACCACCCAGCGCUGGCCCCCGGGCGCCACUACCCGGGCCUGGAGGCCCAGGCGCGACGCGCGCAGGCGGCGGCGGUGGCGGAGGAGCGGCGGAUGCAGGAGCAGGAGGAGAUGGAGAAUUACAUCGAGCGCGUGCUGCUCCACCGCCCGUGACCCGCCCCGCCGCCCCCCUCCGUGUCGCCCCUCUCCUCCCCUCCCUCCCUCGGUGUUUGCAUGCGUCCCGGUUCCGACCCGGCCGCCGCCAGGUCCCGCCCCGCCCCGCCUCGUCCCGGGCCGCGCCAGGCACCGGCCCUAUCGCUUCCAGGGUCCUCAGUUCCCACGCCCCCAAAUCGCCCACGGGGAUAUGGGGGCGGCUCCGGGGAUUCCCCCCUCCCGAACCGGCGCCGGCGGGCGGGUGGCUCGUGUGAGCCCCCGUUCCCCAUGGGGCUUGCAUUCCUGUGAGUUGCCUCCGGCUAACCCUCGGAGCGCCGCCUCCCUCUCUCUCUCUCUCCCUGACCGGAUCGGUCGCUGUGAACUAACCCCCCACUACUUUCCUUUCUCUGUUGUAAAUAACCCCUCACGGAGGAAAUAGUUUUGCUAAGAAAUAAAAGUGACUAUUUUA